This is a messenger RNA of Raphanus sativus (radish), 666 nucleotides long. Its product is annotated as mitochondrial import inner membrane translocase subunit TIM14-2. NCBI's taxonomy places the organism in Eukaryota, Viridiplantae, Streptophyta, Magnoliopsida, Brassicales, Brassicaceae. Gene Ontology annotation, biological process: protein import into mitochondrial matrix. Gene Ontology annotation, cellular component: PAM complex, Tim23 associated import motor. The record is from RefSeq and is a predicted model, not a curated record. Gene Ontology annotation, molecular function: ATPase activator activity. The transcript has 3 exons. The coding region runs from base 121 to 459 and encodes 112 amino acids.
GACAAAGUCCAGGUAACUCAAAGAAGUGGCCGAAACCCUAAUCGAUCGAGAUCAUCCAACGUUGUUUAAGAGUUGUGUUACUAAUCUCAUCAGAUCAAACUCUUGAAUCUCUCCCCGAAAAUGGUUGCACCGAUACUUGCAGGCGUUGCGGUUGCUGCAGCUGCUUAUGCUGGUAAAUACGGAAUCGAGGCGUGGCAAGCGUUCAAGGCAAGACCACCAAGGCCUAAGUUCCGCAAGUUCUACGAAGGUGGUUUCCAAGCUGCUAUGACUCGGAGAGAAGCUGCUCUUAUUCUCGGUGUUAGGGAGAGUGUAGCGGCGGAGAAGGUGAAGGAAGCUCACAGGAGAGUGAUGGUGGCUAACCAUCCAGAUGCAGGAGGAAGCCAUUACCUUGCGUCUAAGAUCAACGAAGCUAAAGACAUGAUGCUUGGCAAAUCCAAGAGCUCUGGCUCUCCGUUUUGAAACUUUUUUUUUUUGGUGAGAUUGAGUUAUUGGUCUAUCAGGAAGAAGGGUGAUCAGACGUUGAUGUAUGUUUCUUAGGUAGAUUAGAAUGUAGGAACCAAAUUGGAAGUCACUCUAGUUCGAUUAUCUAAUUAUGUUUUCUUUUUUUUUGGGACAGAAGUUAUCCUUUCAGAUUGAAUAAGUGUUAGCAAGUUAGAGUGUUAUUCA